Ficedula albicollis (Collared flycatcher) is the source of this 1059-nucleotide messenger RNA. RefSeq names its product glutathione S-transferase Mu 1-like. The coding region runs from base 1 to 921 and encodes 306 amino acids. The transcript has 10 exons. The record is from RefSeq and is a predicted model, not a curated record. Gene Ontology annotation, molecular function: glutathione transferase activity. NCBI's taxonomy places the organism in Eukaryota, Metazoa, Chordata, Aves, Passeriformes, Muscicapidae. Gene Ontology annotation, biological process: glutathione metabolic process.
AUGCGGACCUGGGGGGGCACAGAACCCUUUGUACAGGGGUAUCUCAAGGAGCUUGGGGGGGUCACAGACCCCGGGGACAAGGGGGUUCCCACGGGGAUGGGAGGGUCGCAGAACUCCGGGGGGGACCCCACGGAGUUUAAGGGGGUCGCAGACCCUCAAGACAAGGGGGUUCCCACGGGGAUGGGAAGGUCGCAGAACUCCGGGAGGGUGCUGACUGGGGGUACAGGAAGGGGGGUGCAGUUUGCCCUCCCCCGUGCCUCAGUUUCCCCGUGUGUGAGCCAGUUCCAGGCUCGUCUGGCCCACGCCAUCCGCCUGCUCCUGGAGCACACGGAGACGCCCUACGAGGACAAGCUCUACAGCUGUGGGGAAGCUCCCGACUACGACAAGAGCCAGUGGAUCAACGAGAAGGAGAAGCUGGGGCUGGACUUCCCCAACCUCCCCUACUUCAUCGACGGCCCCACCAAGCUGACGCAGAGCAACGCCAUCCUGCGCUACAUCGCCCGCAAGCACAGCAUGUGCGGUGAGACAGAGGAGGAGAUCCAGCGUGUGGACAUGCUGGAGAACCAGAUCAUGGAUUUCCGCAUGAGCCUUGUCAUGGUCUGCUACAACCCUGACUUUGAGAAGCUCAAGCCAGGCUACCUGGAGCAGCUCCCGGGGAAGCUGAAGCUCUUCUCCAACUUCCUGGGGGACAGAAAGUGGUUUGCAGGGGAGAAGCUGACCUUCGUGGACUUCCUCAUGUUCGAUGUGCUGGACCAGAACCGCAUCUUUGAGCCCAAGUGCCUGGAGCCCUUCAAGAACCUCAAGGACUUCAUGGACCGCUUUGGGGCUCUGGAGAAGGUGGCUGCCUACAUGAAGUCCAGCCGUUUCCAGAAGAUGCCCAUCAACAACAAGAUGGCCAAGUGGGGCAACAAGAAGCUGUAGGAGCUCAGCAUAGGGCUUGGAGGGUGGGGGCAGCCCUAAGCCAGCCCCUCCAGCAUCCUCCAUCCUUGGGGGGGGGACAGCACCACUGGCAUGACGCCCCCCGAGACAAUAAAGUGCUUUGUAGAUGUGGCACCCUGA